GGCCCCGUGAGAAGCGCCCCGGGACCAAGGGUGCCUUUGGCAGUGCCCGUUUCUGGCACCCCCAGAUCCUUUUCCACGGAGCCGCGUGCGGUCGGUAUGACCGGCAGGACCCGGCUCUUGGCCGCGUUGGACCUCAUCCCGUCGGUCUCUGCCCAGCGUUGUCCUCCAGCGGUGGUGCUCCUGCAGCCCCGUGCCUGUGUCCCAACCCCGGGCUGAGUGAGCGGCUCUGGCUGGUAAAGACAGACGCAAAGAAGGCACGGAGACCCUCACCCUUUCCUCAGUAACAUCGUUCCCUGGUGCACCCAGUGAAGGAUGAGGGUUCACCUUGGCCCUUUUGCUGCCCAGUGCCCACGUGAGCCGAGCAGGGGAAGCACUGCCAAGGUGAAAGUCCACAAUGAGGGCCGUGUCGGGUCAGCACUCAAACGAGCGCCCAGCAGGGCUAAAGCCACGUCACCCAUGUCUGCCCGGCUCUUCGCUCUGCCCAGGCACCUCCGUGAUGACCGUGAGCGCCACGGACGCGGACGACGCGGUGAACACCGACAACGGCAUCGUCAGCUACUCCAUCGUCAGCCAGCAGCCGCCCAGCCCGCACCCCCAGAUGUUCACCAUCGACCCGGCCAAGGGCAUCAUCAGCGUGCUGGGCACGGGGCUGGACCGGGAGACCACUCCCAACUACACGCUGAUUGUCCAGGCCACGGACCAGGAGGGCAAGGGCCUGUCCAACACCGCCACGGCCGUCAUUGAGGUCACGGAUGCCAACACCCCCAGCACCGACGACAUCCUGAAGACCAACAAGGCUCCAGACAAGCCCGAGAUGCUGAGCGGUUCCCUGACCAUCCACGUGCUGAACACAGCCACAGGGCUGCCUGCUGCCGGCCUCGCUCUGCGCCUGGCACAGCUGGCAGAGCCAGGGGGACAGUGGACAGAGCUGGCACAGAGGUGGACGGAUGCAGAUGGACGCUGUUUGCCCCUCCUGCCCCCUGGACAGGCUGAGGCUGGCACCUAUAAACUGCACUUCGAGACGGCAGCUUACUGGCAGAGCCUGGGGUACAGCAGCUUCUACCCCUUUGUGGAGGUUGUCUUCACCAUCACUGACCCAGCCCAGAAGCUGCACGUCCCGCUGCUGAUCAGCCCCUACUCCUACACAACGUACCGGGGCAGUUAGGGCAAGGCUCCAGUGCCACAGGGAACCACUUGAUUGAUACCAUUAAAGGACUCAAACAGCA
Messenger RNA from Tympanuchus pallidicinctus (lesser prairie-chicken), 1226 nucleotides. Its product is annotated as 5-hydroxyisourate hydrolase-like. The transcript is spliced from 5 exons. The record is from RefSeq and is a predicted model, not a curated record. The coding region runs from base 395 to 1165 and encodes 256 amino acids. Gene Ontology annotation, cellular component: adherens junction; catenin complex; membrane. Gene Ontology annotation, molecular function: cadherin binding; hydroxyisourate hydrolase activity; calcium ion binding. NCBI's taxonomy places the organism in Eukaryota, Metazoa, Chordata, Aves, Galliformes, Phasianidae. Gene Ontology annotation, biological process: adherens junction organization; purine nucleobase metabolic process; homophilic cell-cell adhesion.